CCAUGCGCAGUCUGGCACAGAGCGACAAGCACAUGUCGGUUCAGUACCAACCGUGGCUGAACAUUAGUGCGAUAAUACGGUUGAAUUUCCGCGUAGAACGUGUUGGCUCUUUGAUUUCACUUUUUUGUAGCUCCUGCCCGAGGUCUGGCUUCUUUCCACCCCCCUCGGGCUGCAGAAACCUCGCUGCCAGAUCGAAAUCGCUGCGCUAUUGGAAUUUGGGAGUUUUCAGUCGGGACGUGCCUGUCACCUUCAUAUUAGUUCCCCCGGCUGUUGAGGGUUGAGAUCAUGCAUCCCAGGCAAACGCACCUACUAUCUGCGCGAACGUCUCCAGCCGCCCCGGCGAAUGAUCGAACUCACCGACAUGACUGAAGAGGAGUUCAAAGGAUUUUGCACGCAUUUUUUGGGGGGUGCUGAAAGCUCGCCGACCCUUCAGGACGUUCCGUGAGAAUCCCCGCAUGAAUCCGGCGUUUCCCUGUAAUUUCUUUGAUUUUUCUGGAGGAGUUCACUCUCAACAGGAUGGUCCCAAUAUCUCGAACUCAGCUUGCCUUGUUUUUUAUUCUUCUUUGUCCAGUCAACAUUAUCGGGUUGUGGUGGGCUGUGGGCAGCCCCUUAGUCAUGGACCCCAACAGCAUCUGCCGGAAGACCAAGCGGCUCGCCGGCAAGCAGGCAGAACUGUGCCAGACCCAGCCGGAGAUCGUCCACGAGGUGGCCAAGGGCGCCAAGCUGGGGGUGCGAGAGUGCCAGCACCAGUUUCGCUUUCGACGGUGGAACUGCACCAGUCAGAACAAGUACUUUGGCAGAAUCCUGCAGCAAGAUAUCCGGGAGACAGCGUUCGUGUACGCCAUCACGGCAGCAGGCGUGGCACAUGCAGUGACGCAGGCCUGCAGCAUGGGGGAGCUGUUGCAGUGCGGCUGCGAGGCCACCCGCAGCCGAGCCCCACCCAGGCCUCCCGGCGGCGCCGGAGGUGACGGGGUGAAGUGGGAGUGGGGCGGCUGCGGCGACGACGUGGAGUUCGGCUACGAGAAGUCCAAGCAGUUCAUGGACGCCAAGAGAAAGAAGGGGAAGAGCGACAUACGGACGCUGAUCGACCUUCACAACAACGAGGCAGGGAGACUGGCGGUGAAGAAUUAUAUGAGGACUGAAUGUAAGUGUCACGGGCUGUCUGGUUCCUGUACUCUUCGGACCUGCUGGAAAAAGAUGCCUCAUUUUCGUGAAGUGGGCGAUCGCCUUUUGGAGAGAUUUAAUGGAGCCUUCAAGGUGAUGGGCGGUAACGACGGGAAGACUCUCAUCCCCGUAGGGCAGAACAUCAAGCCUCCAGACAAACAGGACCUAAUCUACUCGGCCGAGUCGCCGGAUUUCUGUCUGCCCAACAGGAAGACGGGUUCCCUGGGUACCCGAGGCCGCACGUGCAACAGCACGGCCAUGGACGUGAGUGGCUGCGACCUGCUCUGCUGCGAGCGCGGUUACCGGGACGAGACACUGGUCUUCGAGGAGAACUGCUUGUGCAGGUUCCACUGGUGCUGCGUAGUGCAGUGCAAGAAGUGCUCCGUGCGCAAGGAGCUCAGUCUCUGCAUCUGAAAAGACUCCCGGGAGCAUCCGUAAGAACGGGAAACAGCAGCAGGAACUUCUGGAGCCCUUCUGGAAACCGGGGAGCUCGGCUCCGUCCUCUGGAACUCUUAGAGCUUGGCAAACAGUGGCCUAAAAAUAAAAUCCAGAACACUCCAGAAAUGAGAUGCUCAUUUCAACUUCUGGAGCUGUGAAGAGCAGCUUAUGCCGAAUGCCCUUGACUGCAUGAACAGUGUUGUUGUUUGUGGAAAAUUCCAGAAGGGAAUGUUGGGUUGUCACGACAGAGAACUUUUUUAUGGACAUGACUAGGUGUCAGUUUGUAGAACACAAACAAAUGGAGACGAAAGCCUCAGUGGCAAAAAAAAAUAAACUUUUCAGAGUACCUUACUAAGUUUCUAAAACUCUGCAAAGUGUGGAGUCUGAACUUCUGGAACUCUCCAGAAAAAAGAAGUCAGUGUCUCUGCUGGAGUAGGACUAUACAUCAUAAAACUCUAGACCAAUCUUUGACCAAAAAGAGAAGCAGAUUUCUGUUUUGAGGACUUAAUGUGACUCAUAGGCAUGGGUGUGUGGCACUUUAAAAACCUUUACUUAUGGGAAUCGAUGAAUAAGCACUCUAGAAUGCUUUGUUCCCGCAUAAGAAGGCAGUGGAAGAACAUUAGAACAUUAUCCUUUUUCUUGCUGUUGAUGAAGGGUCAUCGACACAAAGACACAUGGGAUCGCAGGAAUACCUAGAACAGAACGAAUACAUGACCAUUUCAGUGACCUGUCACCCAAAUCUAUAGAUAAUUAUGGAUACUCAUUCUUUUUCUUGUUUUAUUUAUGAUACUGUAAUAUCACUAAGACUACUCACGGUGAUAAGACGAAUGUGCCCACCUUUGUCAAAAGCACUUUGAAGAAGGAGAGCUGUAUCAGACUAUGGAAACAUUUCUGCUUCAUGUAAACAUUUGUUUUCUGCUCUUACGAGUAUAUUGUUGUGUAAACCUAAAACGAGCUGCAACCUGCAGCAUUUCAAGACAAUUUCUUCCUGUGAGGUAUCAAGAAAUUAUUUUACCCUUUGGUCUUUGCUUAUUUAACGUAUGGGGGUCUUGCACUUUUACUGAAACUUCCCCAAAUAUGUAUUAACAUCGUUUUUUUUUUUUGUUUUUUUUUUUUUGUAAAAUGGCCAGUUUUCCAUUUUUUUUUCCUUACCUUGUUUAGCAGUGGUUCUAAGGUUCUUUGGUUAUUUACCAAUUGAAGCAAUAUAGUUGAGUAAAAUCAGAGUAUUCUCUCCCUUCAUUUUGGUCAGCAGUGUGAAUCACUGUUUUUUUUCUAUACAUCUGAAGAGUGCUGCACCAGUUCUGAGGCCGUGACAUUGAUCUUCUCUUCUGUCGCUCUCCGAAAAAGGCUCGUUCCUCACUGUGAUCCUAACACUGAACUUAUCCUAUGUAUCCUCAUCAAAACAUUAUUUUCCUACUCCAAAUACAGAAAAAUGCAGUAA
Molecule: messenger RNA, 3043 nt
Organism: Paramormyrops kingsleyae
Lineage: Eukaryota; Metazoa; Chordata; Actinopteri; Osteoglossiformes; Mormyridae
Gene: wnt6b
Product: wingless-type MMTV integration site family, member 6b
Biological process (GO): cell fate commitment; canonical Wnt signaling pathway; neuron differentiation
Cellular component (GO): extracellular region
Molecular function (GO): frizzled binding; cytokine activity
Source: RefSeq, a predicted model, not a curated record